Messenger RNA from Staurois parvus, 503 nucleotides. NCBI's taxonomy places the organism in Eukaryota, Metazoa, Chordata, Amphibia, Anura, Ranidae. The record is from the annotation of a GenBank genome assembly.
AGGGCUGUGUGUGUGUGUGUGCGCCUACCUAAAUUCAGCUCACUCUGGUCACAUAAUCCUCUAUGUCAGCCAGUGGUGGCUUGAGGAGAGAGCACUUAACAGCGUGCGUGUGUGUGUACAUGUGUAUGUGUUUGUGUAUGCAUGUACAUGUGUCUGUGUGUAUCUGUACAUGUAUCUGUGUGUAUGUACAUGUAUGUGUGUACAUGUGUCUGUGUGUAUGCGCAUCUAUGUGUGUUUAUGUGUAUGUACGUACAUUUGUGUUUGUACAUGUCUGUGUAUGUAUAUGUGUCUGUGCAUGUUUUUCUGUGUGUAUGUACAUGUAUCUGUGUGUAUGCGUGUCUGUACAUGCCUGUGUGUGUAUACAUGUGUCUGUAUGUACAUAUGUCUCUGUGCAUGUGUGUACGUUUCUGUGUGUGUGUGUGUGUGUGUGUGUAUGUACAUGUCUGUGUGUGUGUACAGGUGUCUCUGUCCCUGUGUUACACCCAUAUUCAGGGUGUAACAUG